Molecule: messenger RNA, 1657 nt
Organism: Capsicum annuum
Lineage: Eukaryota; Viridiplantae; Streptophyta; Magnoliopsida; Solanales; Solanaceae
Product: expansin-A6
Exons: 3
Coding region: 57-1010 (317 amino acids)
Biological process (GO): plant-type cell wall organization
Cellular component (GO): extracellular region
Source: RefSeq, a predicted model, not a curated record
GUCUCAAGUAAAUUGAAACUGAGGGAGAGGGAGUAAAGAAAGAGAGCAUUAAUUACAUGCCCUGCCCUUGUGACUUUCCUUCUACUCUCCCUCCCUUCCCACUCAAUAAGUACCCCCUUCUCCCUCCUCUUACUCUUCACUCAGCUACAAAAUCCCUUCUCCAUUUCCCUCAUUUCUCUCUCUCUAUCUUCCCUUUUUUCACACUGAAUACACACUUCUGUGUGAAAAAUAUGGCUGUCACUACGAUGCUCUGCAUUAUUACUACUCUGCUCUGUUUUCUCACUGACGUUAAUGCUAGAAUCCCCGGCGUUUACACCGGGGGACCAUGGCAAGACGCCCAUGCCACCUUUUACGGUGGCUCUGACGCCUCUGGCACUAUGGGUGGAGCUUGUGGUUAUGGAAAUCUAUACAGCCAAGGCUACGGAGUAAACAAUGCAGCACUAAGCACAGUGUUAUUCAACAGUGGACUAAGUUGCGGAGCAUGCUUUGAGUUAAAAUGUGUGAACGAUGGCAAAUGGUGUCUUCCUGGAAAUCCAUCCAUUUUCGUAACGGCAACAAACUUUUGCCCGCCAAACUUUGCUCUUCCAAAUGAUGAUGGUGGAUGGUGUAACCCUCCUCGUUCUCAUUUCGAUCUCGCUAUGCCUAUGUUCCUCAAAAUUGGUCAGUAUCGUGCUGGAAUUGUACCCGUUACUUAUCGCCGAGUACCAUGCAGAAAACAAGGAGGCAUCCGAUUCACAAUAAACGGCUUCCGUUACUUCAACUUACUAUUGGUAACAAACGUUGCGGGUGCAGGGGACAUACAAAAGGUCCUUAUUAAAGGAACACACACACAAUGGAUCACAAUGAGUCGUAACUGGGGGCAAAAUUGGCAAACAAAUUCACCUCUUGUGGGUCAAGCCCUUUCUAUUCGGGUUAAAGCUAGUGACCAUCGUAGUGUCACUACUAUGAAUGUAGCACCAACUAAUUGGCAGUUUGGACAAACCUUCCAAGGCAAGAAUUUCCGGGUUUAGAUCCAAAAACUUUUCAUACCCAUUACCACUGACCAGAGGCGGAUCUAAAAUUUAAAGGUUUUGGGUUCCCAAUUUAUAAUUUUUACUACUAGACCAAUAACACACUUUGUUUGUGGGUUCCCAACUUAUAAUUCUUAUAUAUUUACUAGUUUUUUCAAUAUAAAUUCAAGAACCGGACGAAAGUUAUGGGUUACCGGAAACCCGCACUUUAUGUUGUGCAUCAGCCCCUGCCACUGACCCAACCCGACCCAAAAACAAAAUUACUUGCAAUUUAUAUUAUACCACAAGAAAGCAAAAAGAAUAUUCCUAUGAUUUUUCCUGGCCUUCAGUGGUUUCUCUUUUGUACCGGGAAAAUAUUGAAGUCCAAGGGGAAUUAGUAUCUUCCUUUUUACACUUUUAUUGUCAACUUUAUGGGGAAUUGGUGUUUUUUUUGUGUUUAUUUUUUUUUUUUUUUUGAGAAAAACUUUAGUAUCUUUUACUUUGUUUUUUGACCUUUUGUUAUGAAUUGGGAUUGAAAAAGUUAGGGAGGCUGAAGUGGCUGCAAAAGCACCCAAAAAUGUUAGGGGUAAAAGCAUGUAGCCCGCAGCUCUAUUUGGUAAUGUUAGCAGUGGUGUGUAAUGGAAAACAUAUACUUUCUGUUUUAUUUA